AUGGGCAAGCUUUCCUUCUUGACAAACCCUGCUUCUGUUGCGGUCAUCGGCGCCUCCCCCAACGCCGGGAAAGUCGGGAACACGGUCGUGACAAACAUAAAGGAGUCCGGCUACACUGGGAAGGUCUAUCCCAUAAAUCCGACGGCCACUGAGAUCCUGGGGUACAAGACUUAUAAGAGCGUGCUUGAUGUCCCUGACAGCAUCGACGUCGUCAUUGUCGUUAUCCCCUCAAAGGCCGUCCUUGCUGCGGCAAAGGAGUGUGCUCAGAAGAAGGUUAAGAGCCUCGUCGUCAUCACCGCUGGCUUCAAGGAGAUUGGCGGCGAAGGUGUGCAGAUGGAGCAAGACCUCACCAAGAUUUGCAAGGACGCUGGGAUUCGUCUCGUCGGACCUAAUUGCCUCGGUAUUGUUACCCCGAACCUGAACUGCACCUUCGCUUCUGCCAAGCCGUCCAAGGGCAGCAUCGCUUUUCUCUCUCAGUCCGGUGCCAUGCUCACUUCCAUCCUUGAUUGGGCUCUGACCAAUGGAAUCGGCUUCUCCAACUUCAUCAGCCUUGGAAACAAGGCUGACGUGGAUGAAGUCGACCUCAUCAUGGAGGUCGCGGAGGACCCGAACACCGAUAUCAUCCUCCUUUACCUUGAGUCCAUCGUCGAUGGCAGGAAGUUCCUUGAGCAGAUCCCCACCUGCGUCCACAAGAAGCCUGUCAUCAUCUUGAAGUCCGGGACAUCGGCUGCCGGUGCCGCUGCCGCCUCAUCCCACACGGGGGCCCUGGCUGGGAACGAUAUCGCAUUCGACCUUGCCUUCGAGAAGGCUGGCGUCCUGCGUGCGGCAACCAUGUCUGACCUUUUUGACCUUGGCCGUCUCUUCGUCUCCCACCGCCUUCCGAAGGGUGACAACUUUGUCAUUGUCACAAAUGCGGGUGGCCCUGGAAUCGUCACGACUGAUGCCUUCGAGACUUACCACGUUGGGAUGGCAGCGCUUUCCGACAAGACAAAGGAGGCGCUUGCCAAGGUCCUUCCCGGCGAAGCUUCUGUGAAGAACCCUGUCGACAUUGUUGGCGACGCACCGCCUAAACGCUACGAAGAUGCGCUUGAGAUCUGCUUCAAGGAGCCCCCAGAGACCGUCGCCGGCGCCGUCAUCCUCGUCACUCCUCAGGGGCAGACCAAGCCUUGCGAGGUUGCCGAGCUAUGCACAAGGAUGUACGCCAAGUAUCCUGACAGGCUGGUCGUCAGCGCCUUCAUGGGCGGUCUCACGAUGCAGGAGCCAUCGAAGAUUCUGAAUAAUGCCAAGAUGCCUGUCUUCCCGUUCCCUGAGCCUGCAAUCCACGCGACUGGGGCCGUGCUCAAGUACAGGAAGAUCAAGAAUCGUAAGACCCUUGCUGAAAAGAAGGUUGAAGUCUUUAAGGUGGACAACGAGCGCAUCAAGAAGAUCAUCGCUGGCGCCCGCGCUGAUGGCCGCACGGUCCUGCUCUCCCACGAGACGUCUGAGAUCUUCACCCUCUAUGGCGUGAAUGCGCCCAAAACGAAGCUGGCAACCAACGAGGCAGAGGCUGCGACGUUCGCCAAGGAGGUCACGUUCCCUGUCGUUAUGAAGAUUGUCUCUCCCCAGAUCAUCCACAAGAGUGACUGCGGCGGUGUGAAGCUCAACAUAAAGACAGAGGCCGAGGCGACAGCCGCGUUCAAGGAGAUCAUGGCCAAUGCCGCGAAGAACGGACCCAAGGGUGCGGUUCUUAAGGGCGUCGAGAUCCAGCAGAUGGUCGACUUCUCCAAGUACCAAAAGACAACUGAGAUGAUUGUUGGUGUCAACCGCGAUCCCACAUGGGGCCCCAUGAUCAUGGUUGGCCAGGGUGGCAUCUAUGCUAAUUACAUCAAGGACGUCGCGUUCGAUUUGGCCUACAAGUAUGACAGAGAGGACGCAGAGGCGCAACUCAAGAAGACGAAGAUCUACGAGAUCCUCAACGGUGUGCGUGGCCAGCCUCGAAGCGACAUCAAGGGGCUUCUUGAUACGAUGGUCAAGCUUGCCCAGCUGGUCAACGACUUCUCUGAGAUCACAGAACUGGACAUGAACCCGCUUCUUGUCUUCGAGGAGCAGAAGGAGGGGAAGAACCCAGGCAUUGCAGCUGUUGACGUCAAGAUCACGCUCUCGCACUAA
Molecule: messenger RNA, 2148 nt
Organism: Giardia duodenalis
Lineage: Eukaryota; Fornicata; Diplomonadida; Hexamitidae
Product: Acetyl-CoA synthetase
Exons: 1
Coding region: 1-2148 (715 amino acids)
Molecular function (GO): ATP binding; metal ion binding; acetate-CoA ligase (ADP-forming) activity
Source: RefSeq, a predicted model, not a curated record